GCAAUGAACGGGUGUCGGAGCUGUACAAGGCAAAGGAGCAACCACAGCAAGACGCGGCUAUUAAGGGGAUGCGGCAUCGAUACGCGGGAGCUGUCUAUCAGCACCAAAUCCCCGACGAAGAGCGAGGCAGCGCGAACAGCCCAGACCCAAACCUAGUCGCUCCAGUUUUCAGUCUGCCGCCCCCUCCUCCGUCUGUCAGAGAGCGUUCGGCUACCACCUCGCACUACCAGAACCACCACCAAUUGCCUUGUUUAAACCAGCCCUCGCGGAGAGGUGUGCAUGCCUGUCAGACGCAACACGGCGAACCCCCGCCUUUGACAAGCUACGACAGCGCCCAGCGACCUUCACACCUGGUCUGUGAACCCGCCGGGCAGCCAGAGCACCUGCAGCAGAACCUUUGGGCCGCAGCCGGCUCGCAGCCGCAGUCGGAGCAGCCUGUUUUUCAGAGCUGCCACUGCAGUUUUUCCGAGGAGGCGAGCCUUCCUCAUCAGCGCCAGCCCCUCGCUCACCCGCCGCAGCCCUCCCCAUCUUUGCCGCCGACGUCGUCCUCUCUGCUGUUUUUGCGAGAGUCUAAUCGCGGGGAUCAUUUCCAAAGCAGUGCCAAUUACCAACGGGCGAACAUCGUGGAACGCUGCAGGGGAGGAGGAGGAGGACACCGAGACCAGAAGCAGUUGUUGCAGCAACAGCAACAGCAGCAACAGCAGCUGCACAGCGGACUUCAACAUAGGGACCCCUCCCCUCAAGCAAUCCGAGCGAACUCGCAGAAAGGGCACACUAUAAAUGCAUGCGAGUCAAUCGAGGCUAAUCGGCGAGCUUUCAAGUCCGGUGCUCAGGACCUGCCACAGCAACUCCCGCAAUUGCGAGCUCAACAACAGCUACUGGUGGGGAGCAGUUUGCCCAUCAACUACUGCGCCAACGGCUCAGGAGAGCUAUGUAGGAAUAACCAGGCACCACUGCUGCGACGGCAUCAGCAGCAGCAAGACGCACUGGGGCUAUGUCCCCAGCGUCCGCAGCACUGUGACCAAGACCGCAAUAAGCCGGAGAGGACAAACCAAGCCGAGCAGCUGCAGCGCCCGCGCCGCGACUCCCGUGUAAACCCACCGACGCAGCCGUACGGGGGGAACUCGUCUGCAGCCGGCAGUAGCAGCAAGAGCAGCGCUAACUACGGCUCCAGCUAUCACCUGUGGCCCGAGAGCCCGCAUAAGGGAGAAGAGAGGAUACUCAUCGAUCAUCAUCAGGCAGUCACUGAGCAGAAGAAGCUGAGCCAUGCUGGAUCCAAGCCCUCCCUCUCCGAGAGCAGCGGCCGACUCCCUCAGAUAGCCAUGAACACCUGCAAGUACAAUGGCGGCGUAGUGAGACCACUGGGCAGCCUGGCGUCGUCGCGGCGCAACCUAGCAGAGCUUGACUCCGAGACACAGCCCCUCCAGACACUGCACAGCUCCGGCCUGGAGGUGGUGGUGUCCAAGGGCAACGGUGAGGACCCCAGCAAGGCGUCCAACGAGAGCCUGGUUAGGGACGGGAAUGGUGCUCCUGUGAAGAAGAACAAAGACAUCGGCUAUAGGCUCGGCCACCGAAGGGCACUCUUUGAGAAGCGGAAGAGACUCAGUGACUACGCCCUUAUCUUCGGGAUGUUCGGGAUUGUUGUAAUGGUGACGGAGACCGAACUGUCCUGGGGAGUUUACGGCAAGGUAAUUAGUGAAUCUUCGUACUCAUUUGCACUGAAAUGCCUUAUCAGCCUUUCCACUGUUAUACUCCUUGGUCUGAUAAUUAUGUACCAUGCCCGGGAAAUCCAGCUGUUCAUGGUGGACAAUGGGGCGGACGACUGGAGGAUAGCCAUGACCUACGAGCGCAUCUUCUUCAUCGUGCUGGAGCUCCUGGUUUGCGCCAUCCACCCCAUCCCGGGCCACUAUCGCUUCACGUGGACCGCCCGGAUCGCCUUCACCUACACGCCGUCGACGGCCAACGCCGACGUGGACAUCAUCCUCUCCAUCCCCAUGUUCCUGCGGCUGUACCUGAUAGGCCGCGUCAUGCUGCUGCACAGCAAGCUGUUCACGGACGCGUCGUCGCGCAGCAUCGGGGCGCUCAACAAGAUCAACUUCAACACGCGCUUCGUCAUGAAGACCCUGAUGACCAUCUGCCCUGGCACCGUGCUGCUGGUCUUCAGCAUUUCCUCCUGGAUCAUCGCCGCCUGGACGGUGCGCGUCUGCGAGAGGGAUACCAUGUAUCAUGACACACAGGAAGUGACCAGUAACUUCCUGGGAGCCAUGUGGCUCAUCUCCAUCACCUUCCUCUCCAUUGGCUAUGGAGACAUGGUUCCUAACACGUACUGUGGGAAGGGUGUAUGUCUACUUACAGGGAUCAUGGGAGCUGGCUGCACUGCACUGGUGGUAGCCGUGGUGGCCAGGAAGUUGGAGUUGACCAAGGCUGAGAAGCAUGUCCACAACUUUAUGAUGGACACACAACUCUGCAAACGAGUCAAGAACACAGCCGCCAAUGUACUCAGGGAAACAUGGCUCAUAUACAAACACACCAAGCUGGUGAAAAAGAUAGACCACGCCAAGGUGCGCAAACACCAGCGCAAGUUUCUACAGGCCAUCCAUCAAGCUCAGAAACUGCGCAGUGUGAAGAUGGAGCAGAGGAAACUCAACGAUCAGGCCAACACAUUAGUGGACCUGGCUAAGACCCAGAACGUGAUGUACGACCUGGUGUCGGAGCUGCAGGAGCGUAGCGAGGAGCUGGACAAGCGCAUCGGCAUGCUGGAAGACAAGCUGGACUCGGUGACGGGUAGCCUACAGGCGCUGCCCUGCCUCAUCUCCCAAGCCAUAACCCAGCAGCAGCAGGAAUUCCUGGACGGCUUUCUGCACCGCUUCCGGCCCGCCUCGCUCGGCUCUGAACGCUCCGAACGUUCGGAGCGCUCCUGGACCUCCACCGCCCGUCGGCGCCGCUCGCCCUCCACGGCACCGCACACCUCCUCUGACAGCGGCUAGCCCUGGAGAUGCCUCAAACUGGCCUAAACAGCACCACCACCCGACGAUAAAGACUUCUCUGUUGGAGCCCCGUAAAGUUUCCCCAAUCCCACCCUGUGCUGUCACAUCCAAAUCAAACACGGCUGUGACUGAACUUCCGGGGUAAGACUGAACCGGAAACCACUCCACUGCGAAUGAAUGAAAACUUCGACACAUCCUCUAAAGGACAACCUUAACGACUUAAACCGAAAUAAGUAGAGAUAAUGGUUUAUGUUUUAGCCAUUGUAUGGCUGUUCAAGUUAGCUUUUUUUGUAAAAGCCCUUGUAUAGUUAAACCGACUGAAUUCAGGGUUGUUGGGGUGAGAGCUGGCUAUCACACCAGAGUCCUUAACCCAGUGGGGGGGGGGGGGGGGG
Molecule: messenger RNA, 3379 nt
Organism: Esox lucius (northern pike)
Lineage: Eukaryota; Metazoa; Chordata; Actinopteri; Esociformes; Esocidae
Gene: kcnn1a
Product: potassium intermediate/small conductance calcium-activated channel, subfamily N, member 1a
Exons: 11
Coding region: 69-2987 (972 amino acids)
Biological process (GO): potassium ion transmembrane transport
Cellular component (GO): neuronal cell body; plasma membrane; neuron projection
Molecular function (GO): calmodulin binding; small conductance calcium-activated potassium channel activity
Source: RefSeq, a predicted model, not a curated record